AUGGGCUAUGCUGUUUUUGUCUUUGGGCCAGCAGGAUCUGGGAAGAGCACAUUUUGCAGAAACAUAAGGGAGCAUGGAGCCACGAUUGGAAGGAGCUACAAGGUGAUCAAUCUUGAUCCUGCACAGGCAUCGACAGCCGAUGAGUACGAGGUUGAUCUUAGGGAGUUUAUUACAGUUGAGGAGAUGAUGGAGAACUAUGACUGUGGGCCAAACGGAGGAUUGCUAGCGGCGCUUGAGGAGUUUUAUGAGAACAUUGACGAGAUGAGUUUUGGGGAUCUUGAGGAUUCGUUUCUGUUAUUUGACUGUCCUGGGCAGCUGGAGCUGUUUAUGCAUUCUGAUGUGAUGCAGAAGAUAAUUGACCAUGUGAAGCAGUAUUUCAGAUGCGGGAUUGUGUAUGUGAUGGAGGCGCAGUAUUUUGUGGAUGUGCACAAGUAUAUCAGUGGGUGUCUUUGUGCGCUUGUUUCGAUGGCAAGGCUGUCUGUGCCGUGCAUCAAUGUGGCUUCGAAGAUGGACUUUGUUGCUGAGGACGAUUUUUCUGUGUUCUACACGCCAACGAGCGAAAUAUCACGGAUGCUGGGAAGCAGCAAGUAUUCGCAGAUAUCCAGAAGGAUCCUGGAGUUUGUUGUCGAUAGCAGCAUGGUUGACUUUAUUCCGCUGGACUGGGGAAAGGAGGAAUCUGUAGAACGGAUGAUAUAUCACAUUGACAAUGCAGUGCAGUACUAUGAUGAUGCAGAGCCAAAAGCGCGUGACAUUGAUGAUGGAUGCUGA
Ordospora pajunii is the source of this 768-nucleotide messenger RNA. RefSeq names its product putative ATP binding protein. The transcript has a single exon. Lineage: Eukaryota; Fungi; Microsporidia; Ordosporidae. Bases 1 to 768 code for a protein of 255 amino acids. Gene Ontology annotation, molecular function: GTPase activity. The record is from RefSeq and is a predicted model, not a curated record.